AGCAUAAAGUUUCUGAUUCAUCUAGUAAUACAAUUGAUGAAAAAGCUUUAUCUUUAGAAAUGUCAGCCCAUAAUCAAUCUGCUGAUCUUGCCCAAGAUAGAUGCUAUGUUGAUACUACUAUUAGUGAAGCCGGCAUGUAG
Messenger RNA from Racocetra persica, 140 nucleotides. Lineage: Eukaryota; Fungi; Glomeromycota; Glomeromycetes; Diversisporales; Gigasporaceae. The record is from the annotation of a GenBank genome assembly.